CACUCGUCAACCCCCUCUGAGCACUCCAAGACCGUCAUGGAUCAUCACAUCGACUUUAUGUUCAAGAUCGGCAACUUCUUCAAGCAGGAGGCUCAGGAGUCACCCGAAGCUACGUUUAUACUCAUGACCAUGCUUCCCCCCUUCCACCUCUACAUGGCUCGUCUUUUGAGUCAACGUGACGACGACUACACCAUCCGCAUCUGUCGCACUCUCUACGGAUUGAGCAACUAUCAAAGAGACCUCCGUGACAGUCUGCCUGAACUCAGCAAACAACCCGACUUUGGUCUUCUUCUUCGCUCAAACAUUGGUUACGCCUCCCUCCCGAGUGAUGAUGAGCUUCAAAACUUCAAGCCUGUCGACAAGUUUUACAAUCUGAUCGACACAUUCGGCCCCCCUGCCAUCUCGGAAGUCGUCAAACCUCACAUCAAACUUGCCGUCGACAAUCUCUUCAUGCUCCUCACCAGCGUCAGUCAAGCCAUGGAGAAGAACAGAAAGGAGACUGCCCGCAACCCCACUCAUGUCCUUGUCAACAAUGAUCGCAAGAUCUUUACAUGGAUCCUCAUUGAUGAGUUUCCCCCUGAAUUCUGGGCCUUGACCAAUGAGCGUUCCAACGAGAGACCUCAUCCCAUCUUCCAAGCUCUUCUCUGUUACUGGGGUCUGCUCUGUAGCAUGAAGAAUGAUGUCUGGUACUUUGAAGGUGUUGGUUACCGUCUUCUUCAAGACUUCUUGGUCGUUGCCAGAGACAAGGAUAUCGUUGCUGCUGGAGACAAGCCCCUUGCUGAAGUUUCCGCCUGGCAGACAUUGUUCCAUCCUCUUGUUGGUAAGCUUGGUGCCACUCAUGUGAAUUGGGUCAAGGGUACUGGUGAUGCUCUUGCUCCUGAGUCUCCUUGAAGACUUGCCCCUAAGUCUCCUUAAAGACUUGCCCCUAAGUCUCCUUGAAGACUUGCCCCUGGGUCUCCUUGAAUCUUCUCUGAC
Aureobasidium pullulans EXF-150 is the source of this 975-nucleotide messenger RNA. RefSeq lists its product as uncharacterized. The coding region runs from base 37 to 891 and encodes 284 amino acids. The transcript has a single exon. The record is from RefSeq and is a predicted model, not a curated record. Lineage: Eukaryota; Fungi; Ascomycota; Dothideomycetes; Dothideales; Saccotheciaceae.